CUAAAACAAGAGAAAUGGAAUUCCUGUCUCUUUUAGGGGUAUAUCCAGAGAAGGGAAUCUGCCCUUGUUCAAAAGCAUAGACUUCCUUUACAGGUAGUCACUCAUUCUCCAUUUUCCAUUCCAUGUUAGGGAUAUGUUGGAACUGCACCUGCAGUAAGCCAGCACUAAUUAUAAACUUGAAAAUGAGUAUAUGAGGCAAUUGAGUUAAUUUGUGUGUAUGUGUAUGUAUGUGCACACACUCAUGUUUGCUUUCUUGGUGUGUCAGUAUAUGCCAGUUACUUAUUUCCUUGAUCAGAUUGCCUUUCAGUAUGUAAUUUUGGUAGUAAGUCAAAGAUAAAAACCUUUUCUAUAAAAUGCUACUUGGGUAGCAUUGUAGCGAGUACUUGGGUACUUUUGAUAUUGGAAUAUUGAUAUUGCCUGUAGGAUUAUGGGAUUUCAUAAAUAAGCCUCAAAGCUUUGUGACUCAUAAUUCUCUGAAAUAUGUCAGAAGUUAAGAAAAUAGUUUAGAAUCUUUUUUUAAAUUAGUAAGUCUUCAACAAAUAACAAUAGAAUCUAUAACUGUAUUGAAUACAAGUCAUUAAUGCACAAUAAUUUGUUCUAAUACAAUUAUGUUAAGGUUAGCUGCUCACCUAUUAUGCCAUAAAUUUGCUAUGCCUUUUUUUUUAACUAGAAGCUGUGAAGAGGGGCACUUGUUCAAGAAAUAAUUAUUAACUAAUUCAAAGUCAAGAAACAGGCUCUGGAUUUCGGCACUUGUGUGUAAAGAAAAUAAGACUUGAUUUCCGCCCUUAAAAAAAAAAGUUUCUAGUAAGAGGAUAUGGGGGGAAUCGUGUAAGAAAAAGUUCAAAAUACAGUAUUAUAAAAACUUUGUAAUUUAGAGCUGGAUGAGAAUUUUGUUUUAUGUCUUCAAAUUCCAAAGAUGGGCUCUGAUGCCCAGAGGAAUUAAGAGCUUGCCCAAGAUCCCACAGCUCGUUUGUGGGCUAGGAUUCAAUAUCUGUAGCCCUAUUCAAUAUGUGUAGCCCACAGUAAUACCACUUUGGUAUUUCUACCACACAACACACUUUUUCUCACAAACCUGAGAUCAAAUACAUUUACAGAUUGUUUGCAGUGCAGAUAGUUUGCAGUAUAAAGAAAUACUAUAAAGACAGCACAGAUUCCCAAGACACUAUGUUUUCCAAAUGUGAAACUGUUUUUAAGUGUUACUUUCAAUAAACUUCUUCAGAAGUUCACACAUUUAUAAUUGAAACUUAAUUUCUUUUCCCAGUUUUAAGGUCUUAAAAUCUUCUUAAACUGCUAAACAUUAAAAUCUAUUCAGUUUCACAUCACAUCUGCAAGUAGAUAACUAGGAAGCCAUUUUGCUUACAUAGUAACCGCUCAGAGAAUUUCAGGACAUACUGUGUUUUCAUAGCAUGCUCUUUUGUGAACCACACAUCUACCAGUCUGUUUGCUAUGGGACUCUUUGUACUAGUGCUUCAUCAUUUAACAAACAUAAAUUGAAAAGGAAUUGCUGACAUUCAUUUAGCACUUACUACACGUUAGAUUCUAUGAUAAGUGCUUUAAAUAUGCAUUAACACAUUUAAUUCUAUGAGAUAUGUCUUCUUAUUUUAUAUAUGAGGAAACUAAGUAGAAUCCUUUCCCUGGAUGAGCUACCAUUGUAGAAAAAAACCAAAGGAGAAAAUAACACACUAGACUAUUGUUUAGUAAGAUAACAGCUGUAUAUAGUCAGAUGUAUGGGGGCCCAGAAGGAGAAGCUAUCAACGGCUUGUCAGGAAGAGCUUAGAGAAAGCUGCUUAGGGCAAUUAAUAGUCUGUGACUGCUUCAGAAUUUCUAGAGAGGAGUUUAGCUGCAAUCUAGUUGGAAGUGUAGGCCGAGGGACUUGUCUUGAAGAUGCACUUGCAUAGCAAGUACUUUGCUUUCACUUAGUAUGUUGCAGAUAAUAAAAAUAUAUUUUUAAAGAUGCUUUUUGUACAUAGUGUACAUAGAUUGCAAAACUCCAUGUGAAAUAUUUUGUUUUGAUUUGGGUUGCUUAGAGAGGACUGAUGAGGUUUAUGGAAAGGGUGUAAAACCCCCAUUAUACCAUUUUUUGGUGAAACCAGGAAGCAUCUGAUGCUGGCUUUCAAGGGUGAAUAGGAAUUUGGUGAUAGGGCAGUCUAGAUAUGGCAGUACAUUAAGGAACGGUGGCCAGAGUGGGUAUUGAGGAUAGGGAGGAAGAAUAGUAGGAGACAGGGCUAAAGAGUUGAGAUGGUGCUGGGUUCUGAAAGUUACUGCUCUAAAUGCAGUCUUUAACGUGUUUAAGCCUUGGAUUUGGUGGGUAAUAUGUCUCCCUUAUUAUGCAUUCAUUUAUUUAGUUCAAUUCUUAGUACGACGUAUUUCCAUGCUCUUCAGAAAUAACCACCUACAACUCAUAAUGAAUAAUAAAGUUGUUUUUUAAGUAGUUAGGUAACAUAAUCUUGUGUGUUUUAGAAAAAUAACCAGCAGUAAUGAAGAUGGCCAAGUAUGGAGAAGUGCCCAAACCUGUCAGGAUGCAAUUAUGAUAGUUUUGUGGACCUUAGAAAUAGGAAAUGAGAAGGAUUUGGUAAGAGAGACACUAGGUGAGUUGAGACUGUAGAACUUGAUGAAUGAUUACAUGGUGUCAGAAGAUGGAAAGGAAUUUUUAAAUUGCUAUCAGAGGCUGAACACAUGGCUUACACCUGUAAUCCCAGCACUUUGGGAGGCAGAGGCAGGUAGAUUGCUUGAGCCCAGGAGUUUAAGACCAACCUGGGCAACAUGGCAAAACCUACCUCUAAAAUUUUUUUUUUUAAUUAACUGGGCAUGGUGACAUGUGUCUAUAGUCCUAGUUACGCAGGAGGCUGAGGCAGAAGGAUCACUUGAGUCCAGGAGUUAGAGACUGCAGUGAGCUGUGAUUGUACCACUGCUCUCCAACUUGGGCAACAGAGUGAGACUCUCUCUCAAAGAAAUAAAUCAAUUGUUAUCAGAAAUAACAUUCAUUCCACACAUUGAGGGCCUACUUUGUUCCCAAAACUUUGCUAGUGCUAGAAAUAAAAAGAUGAAUGACAUAGUAUCCAUCCUUGAGCAUCUCGAUCUAAUAAGGGAGAUUUUUAAACAAAAAUUGCAAAAUUGCAAUGUUAAGUGUCAAAGCUGAAUAGAAAGUGUAAUUUGGGGUGCUUGGAUAGGCUCCUUUAAGGAUUAGUAGGAAUUCGUAAAGAGGCACAUUCUUGGCAGAAAAGUUCAAAGCAGUGGGGAAUUCUGUUCUGUCUGGCUAGAGGGAGAAGGAAAUGGAUGGGAAGGGCAAGGAAUGAAAUUGGACAGGAAAGUGGAAUCCAGAGAUUAACAGGAUCAGAUUUUCAUUUUCGAUGACUCUGGUAGCAGGAUGUAGUAUGGAAUGGAGCAGGGUGACAAGGCAAGGAGACUAAUGAAGAGUCAGUUUCAAUAAUAAAAGCUUGAAUAGGGCAGUGGCAGUGGAGACGGAGUGGAUGUGUUUGAGGGAUUUAAAAGGUGGAAUUGAAACUCUUAGUGAUUCUUUGGAUGUGGGAAAUAAGAGAUGGGAAUCAUCUUAAAAGACUCGGGUUUCUGGCCAGGCGCAGUGGCUCACGCUUAUAAUCCCAGCACUUUGGGAGGCCAAGGCGGGUGGAUCACGAAGUAAAGAGAUCGAGACCAUCCUGGUCAACAAGGUGAAACCCUGUCUCUACUAAAAAUACAAAAAUUAGCUGGGCAUGGUGGUGCACGCCUGUAGUCCCAGCUACUCGGGAGGCUGAGGCAGGAGAAUUGCUUGAACCCAGGAGGCGGAGGUUGCGGUGAGCCGUUCCAUUGCACUCCAGUCUGGGUAACAACAGAGAAACUCCAUCCCAAAAAAAAAAAAAGACAGGUUUCUGACUAGGGUGCCUGGGUGGUUGAUGAUGUCAUUAACCAAAAACAGGAGCAAGUGUAGGAGUGAAGAUCAGUUUAAUUUGGGUCAUACUGAAUUUGAAAUGCCUGGAGGACAUUCAAGAGGCAGAGGACAAAAUGCUGUGGAAUAGUCAGAAAAGCCUGAGACAGACUGAAGCAACGCAUUCACAAGUAGGAGAAGUGGGAGGCCAAGAUUGUCAUACCAUUAGAAGCUAGGCUGAUCCACAGACAGACAGAUGGCUGAAAGUGGAAAAGAAAAAAUAAAAUGGACAACCACCAUUAUUGUUAGCUCAUCUCUUAAGAGUUAUGAAAUUGCAACUGCCCUAGAAAAUCGAAGCCACAAGGUUAGAUAUUCAGAUUCAGUGGAAAAUGGAUCAAUUAUAUUUUCUCUUUCUGGAGUUGCAUUUUUAUUAAUGGAUACUAAGGAAUGUCUUACGUCAACUGAAGAAAUAUUUCUAGCCAAAAUUGAGAAAUUUAUUAACAUUCACCAAAAUAGUUUUUUGGUUCUGUCUGCUGCCCUCCAUGGGCCUGAAGAAAGGAAACUGAUGUUCAGAAUUCAGCAGAGAUUCCUGGGUUGUAACUUAAGAAUACUUCCAGUACACAACACAGUAAAUGCUAUUAAUCUUAUGUGCACUAUAGCGAAGACUACCUCCAAACCAUACGUAGAUAGCAUCUGCUACAGAAUGAUAACAGCUAAAGCUUACAUCACUGAGCAAAGUCCUGUUUGGAAAACACUUCAGAAGAUAAAACUGAGUAGUGAUUCAGUUAACCCAAACUAGAAUACCAACUUAAUGUUCUUCUCAAAGAAUGUUAAAAUAAUUAGACCUGUGAAAUUAUAAUAUUCAAAUACCUAUUUAUA
This is a messenger RNA of Callithrix jacchus (white-tufted-ear marmoset), 4741 nucleotides long. The record is from RefSeq and is a predicted model, not a curated record. Lineage: Eukaryota; Metazoa; Chordata; Mammalia; Primates; Cebidae.